Molecule: messenger RNA, 4401 nt
Organism: Chrysochloris asiatica (Cape golden mole)
Lineage: Eukaryota; Metazoa; Chordata; Mammalia; Afrosoricida; Chrysochloridae
Gene: POLA1
Product: polymerase (DNA directed), alpha 1, catalytic subunit
Exons: 37
Coding region: 1-4401 (1466 amino acids)
Biological process (GO): lagging strand elongation; leading strand elongation; mitotic DNA replication initiation
Cellular component (GO): alpha DNA polymerase:primase complex
Molecular function (GO): chromatin binding; single-stranded DNA binding; purine nucleotide binding
Source: RefSeq, a predicted model, not a curated record
AUGGCGUUGCUGUACGGCGACGACUGCGAGCCGGGGGCGAGCGCUGUGUCAGAUUCAGAGAGUUUUGUAAUUUCUCGAUCCCGGCGAGAAAAGAAAUCAAAGAAAGGGCGCCAAGAAGCGCUAGAAAGACUGAAAAAGGCUAAAGCUGGUGAAAAGUAUAAAUAUGAGGUUGAGGACUUCAGCAGUGUGUAUGAAGAAGUGGACGAAGACCAAUAUUCGAAGCUGGUUCAGGCCCGCCAGGAUGAUGACUGGAUAGUGGAUGAUGAUGGUAUUGGCUAUGUGGAGGAUGGCCGAGAGAUUUUUGAUGAUGACCUUGAAGACGAUGCUCUUGAUUCCAGCCAGAAAGGAAAGAAUAAUAAAGCAGCCAACAAAGAGAAGCGGAAUGUAAAGAAGGCUGCAGUUACAAAACCGAAUGAUAUCAAGUCAAUGUUCAUGGCUAGUGCUGGAAAGAAAACUGCAGAUAAAGCUGUGGACUUGUCCAAGGAUAAUCUGCUAGGGAACCUUCUGCAGGAUCUGAGCACAAAGAACUCUCCAAUAACUGUCUCACCUGCAAUGGUAGUGAAGAAGAAAUUAUCCACGGGAGCUUCGCUUAAUCCAUUUUCUGUGCGCAUUCCCAAGGCAGUCGUUUCAGGAAAAACUGCUUCCCCUGUCUUAAGGAAGGAACUCCCACCAACACCUGCUCCUCUGAAAUGUGCUGAGUUUCCCGGAGACACAGUGCAGGCCACAUGUACAGAAGACAAGGAGGAGCCCGGGGCAAUGGAUUUUGAAGAUGGUGACUUUGAUGAGCCUAUGGAAACUGAGGAGGCAACUAUGACACCUGUGACUGCCAAGACACGGGACCAAACGUGUGAGCCAGCAGAGGGGAUGAAACUCACGGCAGAUCCUGGGAAUGAGACUGGGACAUCCUUAGGAAGUUUUCUCCCAGAUGCUUCUUGCUGGGGCAUUGAUGAGGAAGAUGAAAGCUGUUUCUUAGCUCAGGAAGUUCAGGUUGAUUCCAGUCACCUCCCACUGGUUAAAGGGGCAGAUGAGGAUCAAGUGUUCCAGUUUUAUUGGCUGGAUGCUUAUGAAGAUCAGUACAACCAACCAGGUGUGGUAUUUCUGUUUGGCAAAGUUUGGAUUGAAUCAGCCAGAACCCAUGUGAGCUGCUGUGUCAUGGUGAAAAACAUUGAACGAACUCUCUACUUCCUUCCCCGUGAAAUGAAAAUUGAUAAAAAUACAGGGAAAGAAACCGGAACUCCAGUUACAAUGAAGGAUGUUUAUGACGAAUUUGAUGAGAAAACAGCAGUGAAAUAUAAACUGAUGAAAUUCAAGUCCAAGAUAGUGGAAAAGAACUAUGCUUUUGAGAUACCUGAUGUUCCAGAAAAAUCUGAAUACCUGGAAGUUAAAUACUCGGCUGAAUUGCCACAGCUUCCUCAGGAUUUGAAAGGAGAAACUUUUUCUCAUGUAUUUGGGACCAACACAUCUAGCUUGGAACUGUUCUUGAUGAACAGAAAGAUCAAAGGACCUUGUUGGCUUGAAGUGAAAAAUCCACAGCUCUUGAAUCAGCCAAUCAGUUGGUGUAAAUUUGAAGUAAUGGCCUUGAAGCCGGAGCUAGUGAAUGUAAUUAAAGAUGUUGGUCCUCCUCCACUUGUGGUGAUGUCCUUCAGCAUGAAGACAAUGCAGAAUACUAAGACACAUCAAAAUGAGAUUAUUGCUCUGGCAGCUUUGGUCCACCACAGUUUUGCAGUAGAUAAAGCAGCCCCACAGCCUCCCUUUCAGUCAUAUUUCUGUGUUGUGUCUAAACCAAAGGACUGUAUUUUCCCGUUUGAUUUCAAAGAAGUCAUUAUGAAAAAGAACUUGAAGGUUGAGGUUGCUGCAACAGAAAGAACACUGCUAGGAUUUUUCCUUGCAAAGGUUCACAAAAUUGAUCCUGAUAUCAUUGUGGGUCAUAAUAUUUAUGGGUUUGAUCUGGAAGUGCUACUGCAGAGAAUUAAUGUGUGCAAAGUUCCUCACUGGUCCAAGAUAGGUCGACUGAAGCGAUCCAACAUGCCAAAGCUUGGGGGCCGGAGUGGUUUUGGUGAAAGAAAUGCUACCUGUGGCCGAAUGAUCUGUGAUGUGGAAAUUUCAGCAAAGGAAUUGAUUCAUUGUAAAAGCUACCAUUUGUCUGAACUGGUCCAGCAGAUUCUGAAGAUGGAAAGGGUUGUAAUCCCAGUGGAAAAUGUGCAGGAUGCAUACAGUGACUCUUCUCAUCUUCUGAACCUGUUGGAACACACCUGGAAAGAUGCCAGGUUUAUUCUGCAGCUCAUGUGUGAGCUCAAUGUUCUGCCAUUAGCAUUGCAGAUCACUAACAUCGCUGGGAACAUUAUGUCCAGGACGCUGAUGGGUGGACGAUCCGAGCGUAAUGAGUUCUUGUUGCUCCAUGCAUUUUAUGAAAACAACUAUAUUGUGCCUGACAAGCAGAUUUUCAGAAAGCCUCAGCAAAAACUGGGAGAUGAAGACGAAGAAAUUGAUGGAGAUGCUGGUAAAUUCAAGAAAGGACGUAAGAAAGCAGCUUAUGCUGGUGGCUUAGUAUUGGACCCCAAAGUUGGUUUUUAUGAUAAGUUCAUUUUGCUUCUGGACUUCAACAGUUUAUAUCCUUCCAUCAUUCAGGAAUUUAACAUCUGCUUUACGACUGUGCAAAGAGUGGCUUCAGAGGCACAGAAAAUUACAGAGGAUGGAGAACAAGAACAGAUUCCUGAGCUGCCCGAUGCAAGCUUAGAAAUGGGCAUUUUACCCAAAGAGAUCCGGAAACUAGUAGAAAGGAGAAAGCAAGUCAAACAGCUCAUGAAACUUCCAGAUUUAAAUCCAGACCUUUUUCUUCAGUAUGACAUUCGACAGAAGGCUCUUAAGCUCACGGCGAACAGUAUGUACGGCUGCUUGGGAUUUUCCUACAGCAGAUUUUACGCCAAACCAUUGGCUGCUUUGGUGACAUACAAAGGAAGGGAGAUUUUGAUGCAUACAAAAGAGAUGGUGCAGAAGAUGAAUCUUGAAGUUAUUUAUGGAGAUACGGAUUCAAUCAUGAUAAACACCAACAGCACCAACCUGGAAGAAGUAUUUAAGCUGGGGAACAAGGUAAAAAGUGAAGUGAAUAAACUGUACAAACUGCUUGAGAUAGAUAUUGAUGGUGUUUUCAAGUCUCUGCUCCUCCUGAAGAAGAAGAAAUAUGCUGCUUUGGUGGUUGAGCCAACAUCGGAUGGGAAUUAUCUCACCAAACAGGAACUGAAAGGAUUAGAUAUAGUUAGAAGAGAUUGGUGUGAUCUUGCUAAAGACACCGGAAACUUUGUCAUUAGUCAGAUUCUUUCUGAUCAAAAUCGGGACACUAUAGUGGAAAACAUUCAGAAGCGGUUAAUAGAAAUUGGAGAAAAUGUGCUAAAUGGGAGUGUCCCCUUGAACCAGUUUGAAAUUAACAAGGCACUGACAAAGGAUCCCCAUGACUACCCGGACAAAAAAAACCUACCUCAUGUCCAUGUUGCCCUCUGGAUCAAUUCCCAAGGAGGCAGAAAAGUGAAAGCUGGAGAUACUGUAUCAUAUGUCAUCUGUCAGGAUGGGUCGAACCUCAGUGCAAGUCAGAGGGCCUAUGCACCUGAGCAGCUGCAGAAACAGGACAGUCUAACCAUAGACACACAGUACUACCUGGCCCAGCAGGUCCACCCAGUGGUGGCUCGGAUCUGUGAGCCAGUAGACGGAAUUGAUGCUGUGCUCAUUGCAACCUGGUUAGGACUCGACCCCACCCAAUUUAGAGUUCACCAUUAUAAAGAUGAAGAGAAUGAUGCUUUACUUGGUGGCCCAGCACAGCUCACUGAUGAAGAGAAAUACAGGGACUGUGAGCGGUUCAAGUGUCCAUGUCCCAUGUGUGGGACCGAGAAUAUUUACGAUAAUGUCUUUGAUGGUUCGGGAACCGAUAUGGAGCCCAGCUUGUACCGUUGCAGUAACAUCGAUUGUAAGGCUUCACCUCUGGCCUUUACAGUACAGCUGAGCAAUAAAUUGAUCAUGGACAUUAGGCGUUGCAUUAAAAAAUACUAUGAUGGCUGGUUGAUAUGUGAAGAGCAGACUUGUCGGAAUCGAACUCGGCACCUCCCACUUCACUUCUCCCGAAAUGGACCUCUUUGCCAAGUCUGCAUGAAAGCUACACUUAGACCAGAGUAUUCCGAUAAGUCCCUGUACACCCAACUGUGCUUUUACCGGUACAUUUUUGAUGCGGAGUAUGCACAGGAGAAACUUACUACUACUGAUCAUGAGAAAGAGAAAUUGAAGUAUUUAAUUGCCAAAGUGAAACAGGACUACAAAAAACUCAAGAACACAGCAGAGCAGUUUCUAUCCCGAAGUGGCUACUCGGAAGUGAACCUCAGCAAGCUCUUCGCUAAUUGUGCCAUGAAACCCUAA